This is a messenger RNA of Lipotes vexillifer (Yangtze River dolphin), 591 nucleotides long. It is a transcript of the gene GM2A, whose product is annotated as ganglioside GM2 activator. Lineage: Eukaryota; Metazoa; Chordata; Mammalia; Artiodactyla; Lipotidae. Gene Ontology annotation, cellular component: cytoplasmic side of plasma membrane. The record is from RefSeq and is a predicted model, not a curated record. Gene Ontology annotation, molecular function: enzyme activator activity; lipid carrier activity. The coding region runs from base 1 to 591 and encodes 196 amino acids. The transcript has 4 exons. Gene Ontology annotation, biological process: lipid transport; ganglioside catabolic process.
AUGAACCCUCUGAUGCAGGCUCCUCUCCUCAUCUCCCUGGGCUUGCUUCUCGCCGGCCCAGCGGCUGCUGCACGCGUCUUCUCGAACCGGCUCUCCCAGGUCAGUAGCUUUUCCUGGGAUAACUGCGAUGAGGGGAAGGACCCUGUGGUGAUCAACAGCCUGACUGUGGAACCUGACCCCGUUGUCAUUCCUGGGAACAUGACCAUCAGUGCUGAGGUCAGGACCACUGCGUACCUCAAAGAUCCUCUGAAGGUGGUACUAACUCUGGAGAAGGAAGUGGCUGGCUUUUGGGUCAAAGUCCCAUGUAUGGAGCAACUUGGCAGCUGCACCUACGAGAACUUCUGUAAUGUGCUUGAAGUGUUAACUCCCGAUGAGAAUCCCUGCCCAGAACCCCUGCACACCUAUGGGCUUCCCUGUCACUGUCCCUUCAAACAAGGUACCUACUCACUUCCCAAGUCUGACUUCUUCCUGCCUGACCUGGAGCUGCCCAGCUGGCUCAGCAGUGGGAACUACUGCUCGAAGAUCAUGCUAAGCAUCAACGGGGAGCAUCUGGGCUGUGUCAAAAUCUCCGCCUCCCUAAAGGGCAAAUAA